ACUACCUUCUCUUCCCUUCCACCAUCUUUUCCUCUCAGCUGCUCAUUCUUUGCUGCAACUUCAGUUUUCUUUGGAAAUAAUACUUUGGGCAUAAAUCAGCCCCCACAUUUUGACGUUUCCCCUUCCUGUCUUUCACAUCUGUCUGGACUAAAGACGUCAACCUCUUCUGUGAGAGGUGGACGGCAGCAGAGGUCUCUUCACAGCGCUCCACGUGUUCAGCGUUUCCUCUUCAUUUCAAGUUUCAAAGACUCAUUCAACCAGAACCAGCCCAACCACAGCAAGUAAAAUAAAAAUGGAGCUUCAAAAGAUGAAUGGACACAGCAGAGAUGACGGGUUUGAUUCAGUUGAAGCCAUGGAAGAAAACUCUGAGUUUCUCCCACAUAAAACCAGCAUAAAGAAAGAAGUUCACUUCACAGAUUUUGAGGGAAAGACGUCAUUCGGCAUGUCCAUCUUUAACCUUAGUAACGCCAUCAUGGGCAGUGGAAUCCUGGGACUCGCAUAUGCAAUGUCCAACACAGGAAUCAUUCUGUUUAUAAUCCUGUUGUUGUUCAUCGCUCUUCUGUCUGCAUAUUCAAUUCACCUCCUGCUAAAAUGUGCCGGAGUUGUAGGUAUCCGUGCGUAUGAGCAGCUAGGAAAUCGAGCUUUUGGACCCCCGGGGAAAAUGCUAGCUGCCAUCGUCAUCACUGUGCACAAUAUUGGAGCCAUGUCCAGUUAUCUUUACAUUGUAAAGUCCGAGCUCCCUCUGGUUAUUCAAGCUUUUCUUGGUAAACAACACGUAAACACAGGAGAAUGGUUCCUGGAUGGAAGGUAUUUGAUCAUCAUUGUCAGUGCCAUCAUCAUUCUUCCCCUUGCACUCAUGAAGCAGCUCGGGUACCUUGGCUAUACAAGUGGCUUCUCUCUCUCCUGCAUGGUGUUUUUCCUUAUUUCAGUCAUCUACAAGAAAUUCAGCCUCCCCUGCUUCUUUGAUUCCAGUAAUACUACAAGCCUUCAUGAUGAUGACUUCUCAAAGCUUAAUUCAACAUGUGAUGCCAAACUAUUUACCAUCAACUCCGAGGCAGCGUACACCAUCCCGAUCAUAGCUUUCGCUUUUGUCUGCCACCCAGAGGUGUUGCCCAUCUACACAGAGCUACGGAAUGCCAACAAGAAGCGCAUGCAGAAAGUUGCCAACAUCUCCAUCCUGGCGAUGUUUGUCAUGUAUCUGCUGACCGCUAUUUUCGGUUACCUCACCUUUUACGCUGGAGUCGAGGCAGAGCUGCUUCACACCUACAGUAAAGUGGAUCCUCUGGACGUCCUGAUUCUCUGCGUGCGUCUGGCUGUACUGGUGGCCGUCACUCUCACUGUCCCCGUGGUUCUGUUCCCGAUUCGCAGAGCGGUGCUCCAGAUCUUCUUCCCUGAUAAGCCUUUCCACUGGGCCAGACAUAUCCUCAUUGCAUUCAGUCUCAUCUUUGUGGUCAAUUUGCUCGUUAUAUUUGUCCCUUCAAUCAAGGACAUCUUUGGCGUCAUCGGAGCCACAUCGGCCCCCAGUCUCAUUUUCAUCCUACCCGCUAUUUUCUACAUUCGGAUUGUUCCUGAAGACCAGGAGCCUUUCAAGUCAAAACCAAAGAUUCAGGCCGCAUGCUUUGCAGCAUUAGGUUUCAUCUUUAUGAUCAUGAGCCUGUCAUUUAUAUUCAUCGACUGGAGUACCGGAAAGUCCCGAAGCGGAGGCGCCCACUAGCUUCGCGCUAGAUAUGCUGUGACUGAACAAAGGUACUACAAACAGAAUGUCAACCUAAACACUCCCAAAAAAUAACCCCGUUCAGCUGAGACCCAGUCCAGAGUCUGGAGAUUUUCAACGAAGGAAAAACAAAUGAAGAACCUUCGCCAGCGUCGAUAUCAGGAAAAUGUUUUGAUGUGUGAUGGCGCAGAAAAAUGUCCUGUUGAGGAGGAGGGAGCACAGGAUGGCACGACGUUUAUUCCGAGUCCGCCGCCCUGCUGCAGCUCAAAGUCAGGCUGAAGAUGGCAGCAAGAGGAUGAAUGAGAACAGCAUGACUAAGUUGGAAAUCCCACUUCAGUGUUCCAUGGAAUAGUUCAGUCACUGCCAACAUCCCUCCAGUAUACUUCCCUAAUAUUUCAAAUUACAUUUAUUUACCGUUUCACCAAACAAAACAGAAUAGUUUUCCCCUACAUGUGUCUUGAAAAAUGUAAAGAACAAUGACUGCAUUUUCACAGAGAUUGUUUUAUUUAGUAAAGAAACAACUAUCUAUGAAGUGAAGUUCAUCUAAUGUGAUAUUUUUUAUGUCUCUUGUUGUGAAUGAUGUAAAGAAUUACUAUCUUUCAGGCAGAGUCUGAGGUGACCAAAUAAUCCGGUGCAAUGUGCAGGAUUUUGCUGCUGUUCAGACAAUUUCCUGACAAUCAUGUGAGCCAAAAUGCAGAAAAAGGUUUUUGCACAAGGAACGCAAUGUUUUUUUUAAAUAUUAGUUUAGCUGCAGACCAAAGAGUGUGUUUAUGCAGUUAUAUUGACGGAAAAGUUACCUCUUUUUAAUUUAUCAGGUGUAAAAGUAGAGCCUCAAAGCAUCCAGUGUUACCAAGCUUCAUCACGUUCAGAAAUGUUUCAGUAUGUUACCCAUUGAUAAGGUUAAAAUAAAGGGUUUUCUGUGAAAUUGGUCCAAAACACUUGUUACCUUUGUGAAGCAACCUGUUCAUUUUCUGACUGGAUUUACUAACAUAUUGCAAUAAAAAUCUUUUGUUUCUA
Molecule: messenger RNA, 2731 nt
Organism: Xiphophorus maculatus (southern platyfish)
Lineage: Eukaryota; Metazoa; Chordata; Actinopteri; Cyprinodontiformes; Poeciliidae
Product: sodium-coupled neutral amino acid transporter 3-like
Exons: 16
Coding region: 293-1714 (473 amino acids)
Biological process (GO): glycine transport; L-histidine transmembrane transport; serine transport
Molecular function (GO): L-glutamine transmembrane transporter activity; glycine transmembrane transporter activity
Source: RefSeq, a predicted model, not a curated record